AUGGCAAAUCCUCCAAUCCUCAUUCCUACCGAUUGCUAGUAUUUAUGUCACUCACUGCUUGGACAUAUUGUCUUCUUCAUCAUGGUUACUGAGGAACUCUCUGAAUUUGAGAAGCAGCGUCUCGCAAACAUUGCGGAGCGCGAUGCGCUUCUCAAGAAGCUCAGUCUGGACGCGCAAUCAGCAGGACUGUUCCCGUCAAAGCCCAAAGGACCAUCCGCCGAUCAAUCAAAGUCCAAGAAGAAGAAGCCUGCGCCCAAAGUGAAGAAGGAAGAAUCGCCACUUCCGCGCCGCACUUCAUCCCGGCUUCGAGGCAUUGCGGCGGAUAGCGAGGUCGCGAAGCGGAAAGCGGAUGAGGAGUAUGAUCGCAGGCAGGAGGAGCAGAGGGCAAAGAGGGUCCGCAAGUCGGACCCCUUCUCCCUGAACGACAUAUUUGUUUCAGGCCAAAAGCUGGACGGAGACGCCUUGAUUGGAGUGGACGUGAUUACAAAGGGGGUCGCUGUGCCAUACCAGCGAACUUUUGGAGAUGAGGACAUCAAGUCCACAACGGAUAAGGAUCUCAAGGCCGUUCGGAAGGAGAUGAGUGGUCUGAGUCUGUGGGAAGCUUGGGAACCUAACCGUAUCAAACUUACCCCGGAGAGAAUAUAUUCGAUGACAUUUCAUCCAUCGGAAGCGAAGCCAUUAAUCUUUGCUGGAGAUAAAUUGGGUCACCUCGGAAUCCUAGAUGGCUCACAGGAGAAGCCUGUAUCCGCCUUGAAGAACGAAGAAGACGACGACGACGACGAUGAUCCCGACCCUGUUCUUGUUACCCUCAAGCCACACACGCGCACAAUCAGCUCAAUGACCAUACACCCUUCCAAACCUACACAUCUGUAUACCGCGAGCUACGACAGCUCCAUCCGCGAAAUGGAUCUUGAGAAGACUUCAUCGGUGGAAAAGUAUGCUCCAGAAUCCACUUCAGAGGACGUCCCAGUAUCCGGCAUCGAUAUGGCCGCGGAUGAUCCAAAUACCAUUUAUUGGACAACUUUAGAUGGCGCAUUUGGUCGGUACGACAUGCGUACCAAGCGACAAAGCUCGGUCGCGACCUGGCAGUUAUCCGAAAAGAAAAUUGGCGGUUUCUCACUUUACCAGACACAUCCGCAUUACUUUGCUACCGCCAGUCUCGACCGCACAAUGCGCCUCUGGGAUCUCCGCAAGCUCUCACAUACUGAUCCUGCCUCAAUCGGCGAACACACGAGCCGCCUAUCAGUCUCACAUGCCGCCUUCAACAGUGCGGGACAGAUAGCAACGUCAUCCUACGAUGACACCUUGAAGAUAUACGACUUUAGUUCUCGAGGUAUAUCUACUUGGAAACCAGGGCACACCCUGGAUGACUCGCAAAUGAAGCCUGAUACCGUUGUAAGACAUAACUGUCAAACGGGCCGAUGGGUUACCAUUCUCCGUCCUCAGUGGCAACUUAACCCACAAUCGCCCAUACAGCGCUUUUGUAUCGGAAACAUGAAUCGCUUUGUCGACAUCUACAGUGGCUCGGGAGACCAGCUCGCUCAACUUGGAGGCGAAGGGAUUACUGCCGUUCCAGCCGUUGCGGUAUUCCACAGGAGCAAGAAUUGGGUUGCUGGUGGCACAGCGAGCGGGAAGAUCUGCUUGUGGAUGUAGCAAUCUCUGUCUCUUUCCUAUCAUCUUCAUCUUCCGACCUUUACUAAAUCCAAUCUUGGUGGGAUUAUUGCAUUCGUUCGCCUUUGGAGUUAGAGCCUCUGAUCUAUUGUACCCUCUAGUGUAUCAUCAAUAUACCUGCCUAUCCCACCUUUGCUACGACAGUCAUUUCUUCAGUCUAAUAUGAGGCAGCGCCAAUUGAACCUUGCGUCUUACGACGUCCUUAACCAUCUUGUCCAAUGGCUACACUUUACGGAAAUGUGAAAGAUCAAGACCAACCACAGAAGUGUCUAACCAUCAAAAUCGCAUGCUCAUUUCAUCUAUGCCAACAGAAGAAAAGCUCGUAGACUAUUUACACAGCAUAUCUAAAGACAACAGCCCCAUGUGCAGUGCGCAAACAGAAAGUCUGCUCUGUCUGCUAGUGACUCAUUGCUAGGGGUAACUCCCGAUCCUCACACAGAGGAAGAAACAGCCAUCACAACUGCCAGUGGGUAUCAACACCAUGAGAAAAUGCUAUUCAAGAAAAUGUGGAAAAGGCAGAGAAAGGGAAGAGCGUUAUUCGUGAGCAGGUAUGAAGAGGGUGAGAGGUGAGGGAGAGAAAAGAGAGAUCAAGAAGUGGUGAAGCAUAUACAACCGAAGAUGCCACAAUUUGGCUCGUGUAAAGCUCUUCCUGUUAUACAAAACAUUGGACAGGACCAGAGUAGAGGCCCGCCCCGAGCUCGUCUGUAUUCUGUUGCGUCAGGCUCGGUAGGGGGUGUAUAGGUUAAGCCGCAGCAUACUGUCACUGGGUUGAUAGAUUAAUGAAGCCGCGCGCGCCUGUCGAUCAUUGAACCCUGGAACAGGGUCCAUGCACACGUAGUUUACCGCACAUGGGAAAUCAUUUGUAUUGGAUCAGAAUUCGUUUCGCAACUCUUCACGUGACUGCUGCUGGCUAGUUUCUCGGUCCUUGCCUUUGCGCCUGGAUGGCGCAGGCACAAAGUCGAAGAAAGCCCUGUAUUUGCUCGUGGUCUCCCUGGUAAUACUGGAUCGGCGGGACUUGGCAGCGUCGGGAUACUCAAGAGAAUAAGUCGACGAGUUUUUCGAGCUCCCAGUACUAUCCCGAGGUUCAGACCAUCUUGGGAUAGAGAAGGGUACCCUGGUCUGGUCCCAGGUUGCGGAUGACGAACUGGGUGGAGUCUCUUCAUCACCCUCGGGGCCAUAGUCAGUAGAUCGGCGGGGUAGAGAAGGGCGAGAGGUAAAGUAUCCGAUAGAGUUGCGAUGGCUUCCGGUUAGAGAUGCAGAGACGGCCUCCGGAGCUGGGGUGGCGGGCUUGGAUGGGAUUUCGGCAUGUAUCGUGGAACGCUCCAGGUUAUCGACAAGUUCUUCCCACUUUAUUUCCAAAUUACCGUUGGGACGUUCUGCUUGUUCCGCCCUACUUAGGCAUUCCUUGGUUCGUUGUUGUAGACGGACCGCCAACUCGUGGAAUUUCUGGAUCGCGGGGUCGACUUCUUCCAGCGCUGAAAGUCUGGCGGGCGCAACCUCGAGCCAUAUUCGAAUCAAGUUGGCAAAGCUUCGUGCAUGGUCAAUCAGGAAAGGAAGGCUAGGGAAACCUUCGCGUGAUGGCGCGGGUAGGCGGCCAAGGAUUUGAAUUGGCGUGGCAUAGGAGGGCGUGACAAUGGGUGCUGGGCGGUCCGCAGGGAUUGCGCAGAUUGAAUCAACAAAUUCCCUAAACUCAGACCGAUGGCUGACAAGAAACUUGUUCAUCGGCUCCAUCCAAGGCUCCUUGCUCCCAAAUGUCGUCAUAUUGGCCAAGCCUUGCAGGGCUUUGGCAAUUAGGGUCAGAGUGCGUUGGGCGCGGGGACGGGGAUGAUCU
Aspergillus calidoustus is the source of this 3502-nucleotide messenger RNA. The record is from the annotation of a GenBank genome assembly. Lineage: Eukaryota; Fungi; Ascomycota; Eurotiomycetes; Eurotiales; Aspergillaceae.